AUGUCGACAAAUUCAAUGUUCCCACAUUGGAUGUCACAUCAGAAUGCAGCCGUGCCAGUCCCAGUGAUUGCGCCAAAUCGCCAGAUUUGGUUAAACGGACAGCUAACCGGGUGGCCAGCGCCAGCGGUGAGACCUCAAGGUCUCGCCGCAAACAAGAAGCCUAAACGCGUGAGAACUGCGUUUACAACGAACCAACUGUCGGCGCUAGAAGAAGAAUACAAGCAGUGCCGGUAUUUGGCCCCAUCACGACGUCACCAGCUGGCAAAUAUACUAAAUAUCCACGAACGUAUAAUAAAAAUCUGGUUUCAAAACCGGCGGAUGAAAGAAAAAAAAGACCUUAUAGAGAACCAAGGCUCUUCAGAAGAGAGUUCAGAGGGUAUGCUGAGUCCGAUAAUGCACUACCCGGGCGUAUUUCCAAAUUACACUGAGGCAUGUGUACCUACGACACCAAAUCUAACUUCGGAACAAUAUUCCCAGUACAUGUAUGGGACUCAUCCCAUCAUUCCUCCGGGCAAUAGCUCGGCAUAUCCUUGGCACACACAACUACAAGUUCCAUCUCAACUUGAAGCCAGUCUGUCAGCAGCAACUGCGCCGACGACACCAAAUUUAAUGUCGGGACAAUAUCAAUACUCCCCGUAUGUGAAUGGGACUCAGCCGAUUACUGCUCCGGGCAAUGUUUCAACACAAACUUGGCACCCAGAAGUGCAAGCCGCUCCUCAAGAAGCAAGUCAUCCUGUGCCAAAUUUAAUAUCAGAACUUGAUCAAUAUUCUCCGAACGUGAAUGGGAAUAGUCAUCCAAUGGUUCCUCCGGGCGAUAUCCCAGCACAACCACUACAGGCUGAACAAGUUCCACCUCAACAAGAAACCAGUCAUCCUUCAGCAGAGCAACCGGCCCCUGAUGUUUCUAAUGAAAGUAACAACUCUUCAUGGGAUCAAAUGAAACUUAUAGAGCAACUAUUAUCAUUGUAA
Spodoptera frugiperda (fall armyworm) is the source of this 969-nucleotide messenger RNA. Its product is annotated as ventral anterior homeobox 2b-like. Lineage: Eukaryota; Metazoa; Arthropoda; Insecta; Lepidoptera; Noctuidae. The record is from RefSeq and is a predicted model, not a curated record. Gene Ontology annotation, biological process: regulation of transcription by RNA polymerase II. Bases 1 to 969 code for a protein of 322 amino acids. Gene Ontology annotation, molecular function: DNA-binding transcription factor activity, RNA polymerase II-specific; RNA polymerase II cis-regulatory region sequence-specific DNA binding. The transcript is spliced from 2 exons. Gene Ontology annotation, cellular component: nucleus.